AUGGCAGAGGAUGAGAAAAACGACCAGGAGGACAAAAAUGCAUUUUUGGCAUGGAAAUUCAGAGAACAUUUUACCUACAAACCUGGUCAAGAAGGCCGCAACAUCACAGUGCAGUGCAAGCUUUGCUCACCGUCAACGAAGCUGCUUUCAGCAUCGUGGGACUCCACGUCUAAUUUGAAGAAGCAUCUUGAGAGAAAGCACCCCAUAGCCAUGCAGAGGACAGCAGCUAAAAGGACUGAGAAAAUGAUGACUGCUGAUGACGGUGACAAAUGCAGCGCCAUUACCAUAGAGGAUGCAGACUUCCGUAAGCUGAUAGAAGGAAUCAGUGGUGGGAAAACGCCCAUGUGCAGGAAGACUCUGAUGCAGCGCAUCAACAAAGCGUUCCAGAGCAUGAAAGGGUCAAUAACCAGAAAACUCCAUGGGAUUCAUACAGUAUGCACGACAGCAGAUAUAUGGACUGCCCACCAUAGGAGUUAUUUAGGGAUCACUUGUCACUGGAUUGAGCCAGAGACAUUGGAGAGGAAAUCAGCAGCGCUGGCAUGUGAAAGAAUAAGAGGACGCCACACAUACGAUGUCAUUGCAACAAAAAUUAGCGAGAUACAUGGUGCGUUUCAAAUCCAGGGCAAAGUCACAGCAACAGUGACUGACAAUGGAAGCAAUUUUGUCAAAGCUUUCAGAGAACAUGGAGCAUCGGAUGUAGAAGAGGACACAGAUGAUGUGCAAUUUGCAGAUGUUGCUGCAAUUCUUGACGAGGUCCAGGAGGAGCAAGAUGAGAACUUUUAUUUACCCCCACACCAGCAAUGCGCAGCUCACACUCUUAACCUGAUCGCCACAAAUGAUCUGGAUAAGGCUGCAUCACAAGGUCCCACACGGAAACUGUACAGAAGUGCCACGUCAAAAUGUUCUGCCAUUUGGAACAAAGCUCACCGCUCACCAGGUGCAGCUGAAGUGAUUGAAGACAUUGCCAACAUGAGGUGUGUUGUCCCCUCCGUGACCAGAUGUAGCUCAGAGUAUCAAGCUAUUGAAAAGGUAAUGAGUCUCACCGAAGCCCAGCUCAUUGAAGUCUGUGACCGUCUCAAUGUGGCCAAACUACACCCUCAAGAGGUUGUGUUUUUGAAGGAGUACACUGCAGUUCUGAAACCACUCACCCAGUCAAUCGACCUUCUCCAGGGCGAAAAGAACUGUUUCCUUGGCUUUUUGAUACCCACAAUUCUCAGCCUGAAGGGAAAAUUAAUGGAGAAAGUUACACAGUAUUUAUUUUAUAAGCAGACUGUAAUAUAUCACUGUGAUGGCUACUUUGACUACUGGGGAAGAGGGACCCAAGUCACAGUAACUUCUGCCACUUCAUCCAAACCAACCGUGUUUCCUCUGAUGCAAUGCGGGUCUCAGACUGGAAACACCGUCACUCUUGGCUGCCUUGCCACCGGCUUCUCGCCCUCCUCGGUGACCUACGCGUGGAGCAAAGCUGGAACUGCCUUUACGGACUUCAUCCAGUAUCCUCCAGUAGAGAAGAGUGGUGUUUAUACAGGAAUCAGUCAAAUCAAAGUGAACAAGGAGGACUUGGACGCAAAGCAGCCCUUUAAAUGCAUCGCAUCAAACAUAGCAGGAAACGGAGAGGGGACUUUCAUCGUGACAACGCCGAUUUAUAAGGAGCCAACUCUUAAAGUGUUUUCCUCAUAUGAUGGGGAAGAGGAGGUUUCCUUCUCAUGCUUUGCCAAAGAUUUUGCACCAAAGCAGUACGAGUUCAAAUGGCUGAAAAACGAUGGGGUAAUCCCCCACGACACAUAUGUGGACCAAACUCCUGCCAAAGAAAAAAAGACAGAGAAUGGAACUCUGUACAGUGCAGCAAGUUUCCUCACAGUACCAGCCAGCGAGUGGACUCAAGACACCAAGUAUGUAUGCGAGUUUAAGGGGAAAGGUUUGAAAGGUCCAGUGUACAAGAAUGCUUCUGUGAGCAACGAUAUGAACGAUGGGAGCAACGGGGGAACUGGUAUUACAUGUGAGUCCCGGAUGUUCUGUGGAGGACUGACUCAGCGUCCAUCAGUGUUUAUGCUGCCUCCGUUAGAACAUACUAGAAAAGAAAUGGUGACCUUGUCUUGCUAUGUGAAAGACUUCUACCCCAAGGAGGUUUAUGUGUCUUGGCUUGUUGAUGACGAGAAAGCAGACUCAAAGUUCGGGUUCCAUACCACAGAACCUGUAGAAAACCAAGGAUCUUAUUCGGCAUAUAGCCAGCUAUCCCUCAGCUUCGAGCAGUGGAACAAGAGUGAUGCAGUGUUUAGUUGUGUAGUAUACCACGAGUCUCUGACUAACACAACUAAUGCUAUUGUCAGGUCCAUUGGGUCCAAAACCUCUCAAAACAUCAACCUGGUCAACCUCAACAUGAACAUCCCUGAAACGUACUUCACACAAUGGAGCGACGCUUUGGAGGCAGAAAAAGAUAACAUGGCCGAACCUGCCCUCACCUUCAUCCUUCUCUUCCUCAUUACUCUGCUUUUCACCAUUGCAACCACUGCUUUCAAGAUUAUCUUCUGUACUACAGAACCGCUGGUUGUAUCUCCAAACAUCACAUUACAACCUGUCUGGGAAGGUGAAUUCAAAGCCUUAGGGGUCAGACUCAUCUGCACCUUGAGUGGAUUCUUUCCAGAUAAACUGAGUGUGGAGUGGAAGCUGGACAACAACCCUCUAGUGAUUAAUCCAAUCGAAAGGAAGCUGCAGACCGUGGAGGGAGUGAAAAAAACAUUUAGUUUUAGCAGUGAGAUUGAGCCAAACAGCAAGGAGUGGGCAAAAGGCUCAAGCUAUACAUGCAAGGCGAUUCACAACAACAUUGAAUUUACAAAGACAAUUAGUGUCUGUCAAAUCGUUCCAAGCACCACUCCUGCCAUGCAUUUACAAACCCCGAGCUUCAAGACGGUAAUGGAGGCAAAGUCAGACAUUGAGGCAACAUGUUCAGUCUGCACUAUUUUUGAUGCCACUGUGACAUGGAGGCUGGAUGAUGACUCUCCCUCCAAAGAACACAUCAACCAGGUCACUAAUGCAAGUCAUAUAAUAAGCACUCUGACAGUUUCAUCAAGCAGCUGGCAAAGACUGAAGAAUCUAAAAUGUAAGGCUGAACAUCACUGCUUCUCUUCUACUGAAGUUACAUUUGUUCCAGGGCCUGCAGUAAGACCUCCAUUGAUUCAGAUCAGAAGAUCUCUCCCACAUUUGCUGAAGGGAGACAGUGCUGUGCUGGAGUGUGACAUCACACAGUCCGACUCCAGGGAUCUAUCUGUCACCUUACAGACUAAUACGAAUGCUAUUAUUGGCAAACAGUUUGUUGAUCUUCCUCAAACCCCAGGACCACAUUCAAUCAGUAGAUUCUUCUCUGUGCCUCAAAAUCACUGGAAGAAAAACACAAGUUUCUACUGCAGAGUAAGCCAAGGUUUCUCUGGCAGUUCUACAUCAAACUCUACUGGCAUUAUCUUUGUGGAUCCAUCAGUGGAGCUCCUUCUGGUCCCAGGUGAAGAGUCUGGACAACAGAGACUGUCGUGCUCUGGAUGGGGCUUUGACCCUCAAAUCAAAUGGUCUUCUGAGUCCCAGCAAAAAUCUCCUUCGACCUAUGACAUCAGCAUGGGUGCAGGUGGACGUGUGGCAGUAACCAGUCAACUUCUUGUCCCUCAAGAAGAGUGGAAAACGGGGAAAAACUUCACCUGUGAAGUCUCUGACAGAAUUCUGAAGAAAGAUGUUCAACAGGAGAUCAGCCUCUGUUCAGUUACUCCCGCAUCAUCUCAAUCAGUUGGGGUCUAUAUUCAGGGACCACCACUCCAGGAGAAUCAGAACACGGGACAAGUGACUGUCACCUGCCUUUUGGUUGGCCCUCUUCUAAAAGAUAUUUCCAUCAACUGGAAAGUAGAUGGAAACACAUAUACCCAUCAUGCCCAUAUAGAGCCACCAGUGAGUCUCGGCAACGGUACAGAAACUUUGCGGAGCUUCCUUAACGUGUCAGCAGAGGACUGGAACUCUUAUAAAAACGUGUCAUGUGAGGGAAAGCAUCCAUGUUCCAAACAGAGCUACAAGGACCAUAUAAAGAAAUGCAAAGACACCAGUCCACCAACAGUGAAGAUUAUACAACCAAGUGCCUCUCAGGCUUCCACAUCACACUUCCUCACACUUACUUGCCUGGUGUCAGAAUUUUUCCCAUCCAACAUAAUAGUGUACUGGAAAAAAGAUGGCCAGAGACUCCCUUCAACUGGCUACACUAACAGUCCUGCAUGGAAGUACACCGGGAGCAGCACUUAUUCAAUGAGCAGCAGACUAAAUAUAACCAAAACUGUGCACGAGGAGUCCACAUAUUCUUGCGUUGUCAGACAUGAGUCAUCCGAAAUGCCCCUUGAAAGCAGUAUAAAGGAUGUGUUUGACGUAUUGGAGAGCUGUGAUUUUUUGGAUAAUAUUAUGUAUGCUGAAAGGAUCCAAGACAAAGAUGAGGAAGGCUGGUUUAUGGCUUUCACAUUUCUCGUUUUUUUCCUCAUUUCCAUCGUCUAUGGUGUCUUUGCAACCCUGUUUAAGACUAAAUGAUGGCGAUCACAGGAACAGAUCAACUUUCAAGAUCAAAAAGUGAACUUCUGGAGAUUUUUGAUUGUAUCUGGUCUUGUUAAUCUUUAAAUGGGAUAAGAAAUGCUCCCAUCAUUAUGUUCCUUUCCACUGUUUUACAUCUUGUUACUUUUCUACAUGCCAAUUCUUUUGAGAUUAUGCUACCAAUGUCAUGAAAACAAAUCCUGUAUCAUUUGUGCAUUGAGAAAAUAAAUAUUCAUAAAUUGGAAACAAA
Molecule: messenger RNA, 4801 nt
Organism: Labrus mixtus (cuckoo wrasse)
Lineage: Eukaryota; Metazoa; Chordata; Actinopteri; Labriformes; Labridae
Exons: 17
Coding region: 1-4551 (1516 amino acids)
Molecular function (GO): DNA binding
Source: RefSeq, a predicted model, not a curated record